GAGCUUCCUGCGCAGUCAAUAACAAUAAAAUAAUUAAAAAUUAUAGUGAUAAUGAAUAAAUUGAAUAAGUUUACAUAAAAUAAUCAAAUAAAACUUAAAAAUGAAGAACUUUAUUAGUAUUAGUGUUAGUAUUAUAUUAGUUAGUGUUUUAUAUUUACAAAAUGGCGUUAGUGGUGAAUAUAUGCCAAAAUACAUUCAAAAUAAUUACAACGUAAACCAAGGAAGUUACGCACAACCUUCAGCGACUAAAACAUUUACAAAAACAAAAACCAAAAAUGUCAUCCCAGCCGGAAGUUACAAUGGCGGCUGUGUGGGCCAACCCCAACCACCGCACAACUCAAAAAUGCAGUGUUCUAAGUACAGCGGGUGUAAAGUAACUUGUAUGCCUAGCUACAAGUUUCCUGAUGGUUCUGCUAAUGUCAUCGUGCAGUGUCAGGAUGGUAUCUGGAUUCCGAUGACGGAAAGUGGUACAUUGCAAGCAUGCGAACCUAUUUGUCUACCUGAAUGUUUAAAUAAUGGCAUUUGCGUUGCUCCGGAUCAAUGCAAUUGUCCUGAGAAUUUUUCUGGACCUCAUUGUCAAUUUGAAAACAAACCAUGUUUGAAUUUCCCACCUAUGCCCAUGAAUUCAAAGAGAUCUUGUCGUGCUUCGAUCUGUACAAUUAUUUGUAUGAAUGGUCAUCAAUUCCCUGACGGCACUGGCAUGACCACAAUGGAGUGCAAAAACGGUAACUGGGCACCUACUAAACCCGGCUGGGCAGUUAUACCGGAUUGUCAAGCCACGUGUAAUCCGCCAUGUCAAAAUGGCGGCAAUUGUCUUUCCUUCAACGUAUGUCAAUGCCCGCAAGAUUUUCGUGGACCACAAUGUCAAUAUUCUGCAAGUGUUUGUAACGCUAAAAAUCUGCAAUUCAAUGGAGCUUACAAUUGUUCAGGUGAUGCAGAAACAUUUAAAUGUUCAGUCAACUGCCCAGCUGGUAUUCAAUUCGAGUUUACCCCUCAACCAUAUUACACUUGUCGGUAUGACACAGGUAAAUUCCUGCCUGCACCCAUCCCGCAAUGCGUUUAUCCUGAUAACAUGCAAGUUAUUCCUCUGGGAAGCACAUCUCAUACAUAUUACAAGGUUUCUAAUUAUUCUGUGAAGUCUAAUUCGAAGUCAAUGCAUCAUGGAUACUCUGAUGGUGAUGUUAUUACUUUUGGAAGUAAUUCAGAGACAAGUUGGCAGAGGAGAAAGCCGAGCAGUGAUAAUUAUGUCAACGAUACUAAUAUUGAUGUAGUUCCUAUUGGGAUGUAUGGUAAACAUGAAAGUGCAUACGUGACUGUUGAAGAGAAACUUCCAAAACCAGGAACUUGCUUCACAUGGGCCGGAAGUCAUUAUAAAACCUUUGAUGGGACUAUUUUCAGUGUCAAUUCAAACUGUGCUUAUACUCUAGCACGUGAUGCAGUUGAUAAUACAUUCACAGUUAUUGUUUCUAAUCAUCCUGGGUGCAAAACUGACUACAAAAAAUGUUAUCGAGUUGUUAAAAUUUAUCUGCAGGAUAAAGAAUAUAUUUUGAAGAAAUCUGAUGAUGAUGUCGCCAUUUUGGUUUCCCCGAAAAAAAUCCACGCCAUUCCUGGACAACUCCCUGGAAUGCGUACUGAAAUGAUUGCGCAUUUUGUAGUAGUCUUCUUGGAUAUUUGCGGAGUGAAAAUAAAAUGGGAUGGUAGGCAAAUGGUACAGGUUGAAGUAAAUGAAGCGAUGUGGAAUAGAACUGAAGGCAUGUGUGGUAAUCUAGAUGGUAAUCCACGAAAUGAUUUGAGAACAAAACAAGGAAAAAUUGCGAAGAAUCCUGUAACGUUUGCUAGCAGUUGGCAAGUUGAUUCAUUAGAUGAUGAAUGUAAAGAUACACCCACUGAACAACACGCAUGUGCCAAUGCACCAAACAAAAUCAAAAUGGCCGACGAGUUUUGCAGCAAAAUUCUGUACGAUAAACGGUUUUUAGCUUGCCAGAAAGUUGUAGAUGUUAAUUUGUUGUUGGAUACGUGUAAAGCAGACUAUUGCACGUGUACAAAAACAAACCCUAAUGAAUGUGCCUGUGAUGCUUUGAAUAUCUACAUCCGGACAUGCGCAUACAAAGGAGUUAAGAAUUUGGUGUCCUGGAGAGAUGAAAAAAUUUGUCCAAUGACCUGUACGGGAGGUAGAAUCUACAUGCCCUGCGCCCCUGUUGGUGGUCAAUCCAUCUGCGGUGCAUCAGUAGAGUCCAAUGAAGAUUCCACUUGUGAAGAAGGUUGUUACUGUCCACCUGGCACUUACCUUCACAACAAUGAAUGCAUCACCAAAGACAAAUGCCCUUGUCGUUUACGUGGUAAAGACUUUGCUUCCGGUACGAGUGUACCAAAAGACUGCAACACCUGCACAUGCAACCAAGGUCAAUGGUUGUGUACUCAAGUUGCUUGUGGUGCAAGAUGUUCCGCUCUUGGUGAUCCUCAUUACAUCACAUUUGAUGGAAAACGAUAUGACUUUAUGGGUCAAUGCUCUUAUUACUUGGUAAAAACUGAUAAUUUCACCAUUGAAGCAGAAAAUGUUGCUUGUUCAGGCGCCAUUUCCGCUGAAAUGAAUUUUCCGUUAAAUAUCGCUGCUGGGUUGCCAUCUUGUACGAAAGCUGUGACUGUUCGUUAUAAAGGCAUAAAUAUUAAAUUGAAACAAAACCAUGAUUUGGUAAUUAAUGGUAAAGAUAUUACAAAGUUACCAUGGAUCUCUGGAGGUGUAAAAGUCAGAAGUGUUUCUUCUAUAUUCUUGGUUGUCAAUUUGGAUAACGGAGUGGAAAUUUGGUGGGAUGGAAUAACAAGAGUAUACGUUGAUGUACCAGCGAGUUUUAAGGGUUUAACCAAAGGUUUAUGUGGCACGUUUAAUGGUAAUCAAAAGGAUGACUUUUUAACACCAGAAAAUGACGUUGAAACGUCUGUUACUCCUUUUGCCAAUAAAUGGAAAACUGAAGAGAAGUGUAAUGAUGUUAAGGAAGACCUCAAGAACCAUCCGUGUACCAUCAAUGUUCAUAACAAGGCAUCUGCGGAGAAACACUGCAAGGUUUUAAAAUCCAUACUAUUUGCACCGUGUCAUUGGUACGUCAACCCUGAUCCAUUCUACCAAGAUUGCCUCUAUGACCUUUGUUCGUGUGAGGGUAAACUCCGUAAUUGUUUCUGUCCAAUGGUGGCAGCCUACGCACAAGAGUGUGCCGCUCAAGGAAUGAAGAUUUCAUGGAGACAAGAGGUCCCUGAAUGUGGUGUGGUAUGCCCUCCGGGUCAGACCUACCAAAUGUGUGGGAAUACCUGUGCAAGAACCUGUAAUGAAUUGGCUACCAAUCAAGACUGCAAAGCACAAUGUGUAGAAGGGUGCAAUUGUCCUGAAGGUGAGGCAUUGGAUGACCAAGGGGAGUGUGUACCCAUCGGGAGGUGUAAGUGUCAUCGAGAUGGAGUUGAUUUCCCUGCAGGGUUUAAAGAAGUCAGGGCUGCGCAUGGAAGAAAUGAAUUAUGUACUUGUGUUAAUGCAAACUGGCAGUGUAAACCUGCACGUAAAGAAGAUCAAGACCAAUUCCCACCUGUAGCCCACCUUCAAUCAAAGUGCAACGCUACAAGGAACUUAGUGUUUACUACUUGUGAGUCACCAGAACCUAUCACAUGCAAAAACAUGCAUGACCCUGAUUAUACCUCCGCUGAUGUGUGUCACGCGGGUUGUGAAUGCAAAAAAGGCUACAUUCUCGAUACAAGAUCCAAAAUGUGUGUAAAACCCUCGGAUUGUCCGUGUCAUCAUGGAGGUCGUUCAUACAAAGAAAACUCUGUGGUCCAAAACGAUUGUAACACCUGCAAAUGUAAAAACGGUAAAUGGGAUUGUACAACCCGCCAAUGCGCGGCACAAUGCAGUGCAUGGGGUGAUUCCCACUUUAAAACCUUUGAUGGUACCCACUAUGACUACCAAGGUCAAUGUGAUUAUAUCCUGGCUAAAGGUGCUAUUACCCCUGAAGAUAAGUUUGAUGUAAUCAUUCAGAAUGUCCCAUGUGGAACCCUUGGAGUAGCAUGUUCUAAAUCUGUCACUAUCAAGAUUGGAAAUGGUCCACAACAGGAGAGUAUCACUCUACAAAGAGGAAAACAUGUCAGAGACAAUCAAAUCUUCAAAAGAUUCACGGUGAGGAAUAAAGAUUUGUUUGUUAUUAUUGAGGCUGCUGAUUUAGGUCUGACUAUCCAUUGGGAUAAAGGUACUAGAGUGUAUGUGAAAGUAGAUCCCAGGUGGAAAGGGCAUGUGAGAGGUCUUUGUGGGAAUUAUAAUGACAAUCAAGCAGAUGAUUUCAUGACACCUUCAGGUGGUCUUAGUGAAGUAUCACCGAUUUUGUUUGGAGAUUCAUGGAAACUGCAGAGUUACUGCCCAGAAACCAAAGAGAUAUUUGAUACUUGUGAAUCAAGACCUGAUAGGAAACAAUGGGCCUUGAAACAAUGUGGUAUUCUAAAAGGACCCAAAUUCACUGCUUGUCAUAGUAUAGUCCCUGUUGAACACUACAUAGAUAGAUGUGUGUUUGAUGCUUGUGCUUGUGACCAAGGAGGUGACUGCGAAUGCCUUUGCACUGCUAUAGCUGCAUACGCCCAAGAGUGUUCCAAUCAAGGUCACCCAGUAAAAUGGAGAUCCCAGGAAUUGUGCCCCAUUCAAUGUGAUGAAAGAUGUGCUUCUUACAGUCCAUGUGUUAGCACCUGCCCAGUUGAAACCUGCGAGAAUCUAUUAGUUCAAAGCCCAAUGAGUAAACUGUGUAAAGAAGAUUCAUGUGUGGAGGGUUGUCAACCUAAGCCAUGCCCAGCGGAUCACGUCUACGCUAAUUCAUCCCUUUUAAAUUGUGUACCAAGUAAUCUUUGUAAACCCAUCUGCAUGCAAGUCGAUGACAUCACUUAUUACGAAGGAGAUUUAAUGGAAGAAGACCAAUGUCACACAUGUUACUGUUCAAGAGGGAAGAAGUCCUGUAAAGGUCACACUUGCCCACCUUCUAUGUCCACUACCAUGGAACCACCUAGUCAUGAACAGAAUACUAUGUGUAAACCAGGUUGGAGUGAUUGGAUCAAUCAAGAUAAAGCAACUGUCAAGAAAGGAGAACAUAAAUACAUCGAAAAUGAAACCUUACCUGAUGAUAUCCUCUUGAAUAACUUAUUAGGUUCAGCUAGAUGUGACAGGGAUGAAAUGGUGGACAUUGAAUGCCGCACAUCUAAGACCCAUCUUACAGCAAAGGAAACAGGAAUGGAUUGUGAAUGCUCCUUAGAACGAGGGUUGGUCUGCAAGUCCAAACCAGGUCAUAGACCAUGCCCAGACUUUGAAAUCAGGGUUCUAUGUAAAUGUGAAAGUGUAACACCUUGUGACCAACGCAAACCAAAUGAAGAAUUCCCUGGGGAUUGUCAUAAGUUCUAUCAAUGUGCUCCUGUUAAAAGAGGUUAUGGUCUAGUAGAGAAGACCUGUGGAAAGGAUAUGAUGUAUAACCCAACAUCUAUGAUCUGUGACUGGCCUGCGAAUGUAAAACUGAUCAAACCCGAGUGUGAAGAGAAGGAAACCAUCAAAACUCUUGAAACACCCCGAGAAGACCAGGAUGUAACCUUGGAAGCCAACCUUUGUGCUGAUAACGAAAGAUAUGAUGAAUGUGCAAUACAAUGUGAUAAACUUUGUUUGCACUACUCCCACAUUGUAAAAGAAAAUGGCCUGUGUCAAGGUAACACCAUCUGUGAACCUGGUUGCGUGCAUAAAGAGAAACCCAACAGUUGCUCACCAGGAUUCCUAUGGUCCAACAAUAUAACUUGUAUUUCUAUGCAUGACUGCAUGUGUGCUUCCCAUGAUGGUAAACCAAUCAAACCAGGAACUGUCAAUAAAGAAUCCGAGUGUAUGUUAUGUCAAUGUGUGGACAACUACUACGCUUGUGAUAAGACAGCGUGCGGGGAAGAGGCUCAGGAGUAUCUGGUUCAUGGUGAAAUAUUUGAAAACACUACACGAGAUGUAGAUGUGGUAUCCUUACCAGUUAUUAUAAGUACGGUGACACCUCCAAAGGAAUGCCUACCGGAGAACUUCAUAGACCUCAUACAGGGUGACCAACCCUUACCGGAUGAAGCAUUCUCGGCUAGUAGUUAUCUCUCUACAAAUUUUGCUCCCUAUAAUGCACGGAUUGACGCCCAAGCUAAUUCAGAAUCAGGUGGGAGUUGGACAGCUAAAGACCUGAAUAAAGAGCAAUACCUUCAAGUUAACCUUGGUAAAUUGGAACCCAUUUAUGGAGUGGUACUCAAAGGAAGUCCCUUGUAUACUGAAUACGUCACCAGUUUUAAAAUUGUGUAUGCUACUUCCGAGGAUCAUCCAGUUUGGAAUUAUGUUUUGGAUAGAACCAAAGAACCUCAGGUGUUUAGAGGUUGUAUGGAUGGUAAUAACCCUGUACAACAUAUUUUUGUAGAAGCUAUAGAAGCUAAACUGGUGAAAAUCUUACCUUUGACCUGGAAUGGUAACAUUGCUUUAAGAGUGGAGUUGAUUGGUUGUGGACAACGGAAAACCCUACCACCAAAAUUCAUUACAAUAGCACCACCUAAUCCUGAUAUGUGUUUAGAUCCAAUGGGACUUGUAGAUGGUACCAUGUCAGACCAACAGAUUACUGUCAGUUCAGAAUAUGGUCCUGGUAACAGUAAAAAAGACCUUAAAUUGAGUGCUUCAAAUGGUUGGAGACCUAUUACCAACAGUCCAUCUGAAUUUGUUGAAUUCAACUUUUUGGAACCAAGAAACAUUACUGGUUUUGUAUCAAAGGGAGGUCCAUCCGGUUGGGUUACCGCUUUCAGAAUUAAAUAUUCUCACAAUGGAAAAACUUGGAAUCCUAUUUUGGAUGAACUAUUCCAAGAGAAGACUUUCCUUGGUAAUUUUGAUGAAGACUCUGCUCAAAUGACCAACUUUUUGAUGCCGAUACUAGCAACUUAUGUAAAGGUAUUACCUUUAAAGUGGCAUAAAAAUAUUGAAUUAAGACUGGAGAUGAAUGGUUGUUAUCUACCUUAUCCAACAAUUGCACAACCUGAGAUAGUGACUGUACCAUCAGUCUGUAAUGAAUGUCCUGGUGUGACAGGAGGUCAAUUGGAAGUUGGGGCUUGCAGGUGUGAAAACACAUGGUGGGAUGGUGAAAAAUGUGUUACCAGACCUGAAUGCCCUUGUACCCUUGGACAUAUUGUAUAUCCAAUUGGGACUGUAUUUGAGAAGGAGGACUGCUCGCAAUGUGUUUGUAAACUUGGAGGUGUGCAACAUUGUGUACCGAAGAGUUGUCCAUCAUGUUCAGUUGGUUUGAAAAGUACUGUUACUAGUACAUGUGGAUGUGUGUGUUUACCAUGUGAUGAAGGUACCACUCUCUGCCCAACUAGUAACAUCUGUAUCAAUAGCACUUCUUGGUGUGAUGGUAUCCGAGACUGUCCUGAUGAUGAACUAAACUGUCAAACCACUUCCCAACCUGAAGUGACAACUGAUUUUGAAGAAUUGUUGGGUACCACGAAAAUAUAUGAACUCUUAACCCAAAAAUGCCCACCAAUAUUAGAAUGUCCUCAUGGAUACAAAGCUGUAGAGAAAAAAGUAUCUAAACUUCAGAGAUUAUCAUACAUUUCUACAAUGUUUUCAACGUAUAGUAAGAAAGCACCUAAGAAAUCAGCUUUGACCAAUGGUAACAAAGGUGGAAGUGGUACUAAAGGAGGUGGGGUCAAAGGAGGAUACAAAUCUCAACUUCAAAGACCUUCAGAUGUUGAAAACUUUAAUGGUAACAAGCAACAAGCAGAUGAAUGCCCUGAAUAUAAAUGUGUUUCUUUGAAACCACCCCCACCCUUUAAACCAAAUAAACCAUGCCCACCAGCACAAUGCCCACCUGGAUUUAAUCCGGAAUUCAAUGACGCAGAGGAUAUUAAGAACAAAUGUCCGUUUUAUGAAUGCGUUCCAAAUCCAUUACCGGAUGUGGUUUGUAAUGUCACCGGAAAAACUUUUACGACUUUUGAUAACACCGAGUAUAAAUAUGAUAUUUGUAAUCAUGUCCUUGCAAGAGAUUUGAAGAAUUUAGAAUGGGAUGUUAUCUUGCAAAAGAAUUGCACGACUUCCUGUUCGAGGAACUUGGUUAUACAUCACAAUGAACAUACAUUCGUUUUACAUCAUGAUAUGUCCGUGGAAUUCGACGGAUAUAAAUAUUCUAUAUCACAAACAAAGAAAAUCGGAAGCAACUCGCAUUUCUUCUCGAUAUCGCGGUUAGGCAACACACUACUCUUCGUAUCGGAACAAUAUGGCUUCUGGGUAAUCUGGGACAAACAGGGCAACAUUAAACUGGGUGUUUCUAGUAAACUAUUAAAGAAAGUCGAUGGAUUGUGUGGAUAUUACAAUGGAAAACCAGAUGAUGACAAAAGGAAACCAGAUGGGACUGAAGCAAGAACAACAGCCGAGUUUGGUGAUAGUUGGUUACAAAACGAAGGAAAAAUGCAGUGUGAUGCUGGAGGAUGUCCACCGGAAAUUCAAAAUAAAGCUUGGGAUAUGUGUAAUCAAGUCAAGAGUCAAGUUUUAAGCGCUUGUACAAAAUCCGUUGACGUUGAUGCAUUUAUAAGUCGUUGUUUAGAAACAACCUGCAGUUGUUUACAAAUGGCGGCCACUAAUGGCACCGCAGAAGAUUCAUGUCGAUGCAAAGCUUUGGAAAACUUCGUUGUGGAGUGUAUGAUGAACGAUAAUGAUGUAGAAUUGACUGAUUGGAGGACUUUGCAUGAUUGUCCUGUAUCAUGCGACGCACCUUUAGUUUAUCAAGACUGUUACCGCCGACGUUGUGAACCCUCGUGUGAAACAAUGUCCGACCCAAAUGCAUGCCCAAAACUAUCUAGUAUGUGCUUCCCUGGUUGUUAUUGUCCCCCUGGACUUGUCCGCAAAGGUGACUCUUGUAUCAAGUCUUCAACCUGCAAGGACUGCGAAUGCAAUGUGUUACCACAUCUGCAAUACAUUACCUAUGAUGAUAACAACUUUACAAUCAACGGAAAUUGUGUCUAUGUCAUGUCUAGAGAUGUCUUAGAAAAAUACCACGAUGAGCACCAAUUCCAACUUUUGGUCACUAAUCAUCCAUGCCGUGAUAACCCACUGAAAAUGUGCGUUGGAAAGAUCACCAUUUUACACCAAGGACAUAAAAUCCACGUGUUCUUCGACACUGUACGAAACAAACUGAAACUAAUAGUAGACGCUGAACGGAUUGAUGAUUUUGAAGAAGUCGCUGAUUGGAUGCAAGUGAGGACAACAAAAUCAAAACACAUGAAGUUGUUGUUAUUCAAGAUACAAGUAGAAAUCAGUGUUUAUUUCCCAUCAUUGGGUGUAUCAGUAAAAGCACCAUCACAUAAAUACGCAGGGAAAUUAGAAGGUUUAUGUGGAGAUUGCAAUAAAGAUCCAGAGAAUGAUUGGAGAAUGCCAGAUGGAGUCCCAGCAAAAGACCAAGAAGAAUUGGGUCCUAGUUGGUUGUACGACAAGUUACCAGGCAUGACAAAGGAAAACUGCGAGAAUAAACCAAGAGAAUUAUGUGAAGUGUUAUCAGUCGAAGAAGAUCCCUGUAUGCAACUAUUAGAUUCCAGCAGAUAUGCACAGUGUCAUCCAUUAUUAGACCCUGCAAUGUUCCUGGACUGGUGCCAUAAGGAUAUCUGCGGUGGUCAUCCGGAACUAGCCUGCAGCGCCAUCUCCUCUUACGCUAGAGAAUGCCUCAGUAAUGGAUUCUGUGUCAAUUGGCAUUCGGAUCUUUGCCCACAAACAAAGUGUCCUGAUGGCCAACAAUACCAAACCUGUGGGACAUCAUGCCCUGUCACCUGUGAUUCAAUAAAGAACCCUCAAAAGAAAUGCAAUGAAGUCCCAACUUCCGGUUGUUUCUGCCCGGAAGGCAAAGUAAUGCAGAAUAAUACAUGUAUUGAAGAAAAGAUGUGUAUCACAUGUGAUGAACAUGGUCAUCAUCCUGGAGACAAGUGGACUAAAGACGCUUGUACAACUUGUGAAUGUGAGGGUAGUUCUAUUCGUUGUGAAACCAAACAUUGUCCUGCUAUAGAUACCCUCUGCGAGUAUGGAUAUAACGCUGUCAAACUCACAAAAGAAAAAGAUGAGUGCUGUGAGAAGUAUAUCUGUAUACCUUCAGCAACAGCUUCACCUACAUGUGAUCCCCCACAGAAACUUGAUUGUGCUUUUGGGCAAGUUGCUAAACUAGAUACCAAGUCAGAUGGAUGUCAACAGUUUGUUUGUGAAUGUCUACCACCUGAAGAGUGCGCAGUUGUUGAUUUGAAAGCAGAUCCCGAUCAGGAAGUUGGAAUGACAAAGAAAAUCAAAGAUGGCGGAUGUUGUCCAACCGUAGAACUUGUUUGUGAUACCAAUCUAUGUCCCGCAGCCCCGAAAUGUGACGAAUUCUAUAGUUUGAAUAAAACUGAUGCUGGGAAGACAAGUUGUUGUCCUGAAUACAAAUGCGUUGCACCGGAAAGUUGUAUUGUGGACUUGGAUCACAUCGAAGCAGAAAAUGGCGGCGAGAGACAACGUAGUCAAUACGAGAAACAAAAAUUAUUAAAACAAGCGAAUGAUACGUGGAAUGAUGGACCUUGUAGAUCAUGCAAAUGUUAUGGAUCUAAAUCCACAGGAUUCCAUUCGGCUUGCACAACCACCGAGUGUCCUUUAGUGACAUCUUCACCUGAUUACGCAGAGUAUGAUUUAUUGAUAGAGCCGAUUAAGGGUGAAUGUUGUCCGGAGAUGAAACGAAGUGGUUGUAAAUACAAUAGUAAGAUUUACCACAUUGGGGAGAAGUGGACGGAUGAACACAACCCAUGCACCAAGUUAGAAUGUGUUGAAACAAAGGGUUAUGGCGUCCAGAAACUAACCCAAAUCAUCAGUUGUGAUGAAAGUUGCGAUAUAGGUUAUGAGUACGUACCAGCAACAAAAGAAUCUCACGAAUGUUGUGGUUCCUGCAAGGCAAUUGGUUGUGUCGUCGAUGGGAAAGUCAAAUCAGUUGGUACCAACUGGACCUCGGAAGAUUUCUGCAUGCAUUACACUUGUUUAGCUGACAAUGGAACGAUGCAAGUUCAAUCUUUGAGUAUUGUAUGUCCAGAAAUCGCCCAGGAACAGUUUGAUAACUUUGUCUAUGAAUUCCAAGCGAUCGAAGGUGAAUGCUGUAAGAAACACAAGAUGUCCGCGUGUAAAGUCGGCGAUACAAUGUAUAUGAUUGGUCAGUCAUGGCCAUGCCCAGACGGGGAUCAAUGUAAAACGUACACAUGUGUUGAAACUUCACCCGGAGUGCUUAAAAAGCAGGAAAGUAUCAAAACAUGUGAUACGGAUUGUCCCUUGGGAUGGGAGUAUGUAGCUUCGAAUGUGACUUGUUGUGGCGAAUGUGUACAACGCGCAUGCGUAGUAGAGAACACACUUAAAUCACCCGGUGUUAACUGGACUUCUGCGGAUAACUGUACGACAUUCACGUGUGAAAACUUCCUGGGACAGUUUACAGUUUCAAGUCAUCAGGUUUCCUGUCCGCAGAUUGAUGACUGUCCACCGGAGAAUGUUUAUACGAAAGGUUGUUGUGAAUAUUGUAAUGUAACUGCACUGGCAAUGGGUGAUUGCGUGCCGCAGGAAAUCACUGGCAAAAAGAGUUUGCAUUAUAUUACUGCGGAAAGAGAAGGACAUGGCGUGUGUAAAAACAUUGAAGAGUUGAAAGGUUUCACUGAAUGCGUAGGGACUUGUCAUUCUGCAACGUUGUUUAAUAAAGUUACUGGGAAGCAUGAAUCUGUUUGUUCGUGUUGUCGAGCUUUGGAUUACAAACCAUUGUUGGUCGAGUUGACUUGUCAGGAUGGGUAUAAAUUUAAGAAACCAAUGUCUGUUCCUUCGAAAUGCGGGUGCGAGGGGUGUUCGGCGUUGAAGAAUCCACUUCUACAGGCUGGUAAGGGUGUAAAAGGUAUCAAACAUUAGGUUACUAAACGUAAAUUUUAAUCUAACAUGUUUAUAUAAGGAAGAUAUUUUGAAGAGAUAUUUUACUAUUUGG
Messenger RNA from Dalotia coriaria, 12017 nucleotides. Its product is annotated as epimerase family protein SDR39U1-like. NCBI's taxonomy places the organism in Eukaryota, Metazoa, Arthropoda, Insecta, Coleoptera, Staphylinidae. Gene Ontology annotation, molecular function: protein binding; chitin binding. Gene Ontology annotation, cellular component: extracellular matrix; extracellular region. Bases 101 to 11944 code for a protein of 3947 amino acids. The record is from RefSeq and is a predicted model, not a curated record. The transcript has 19 exons.